Molecule: messenger RNA, 2253 nt
Organism: Trypanosoma rangeli
Lineage: Eukaryota; Euglenozoa; Kinetoplastea; Trypanosomatida; Trypanosomatidae
Product: putative intergrin alpha chain protein
Exons: 1
Coding region: 1-2253 (750 amino acids)
Biological process (GO): cilium assembly; intracellular transport; intracellular protein localization
Cellular component (GO): axoneme; membrane; ciliary basal body
Molecular function (GO): protein binding
Source: RefSeq, a predicted model, not a curated record
AUGCUCACCGGUCAUGAUAUUCAGUUCGUUUGCCGUGAGGUGGUGACGGUGUGCUCGACAUCGCCGCGGUGCCUGGUCGUCUACCCGCUCGGAAAGAAGAGUAAGCAGCGCGUGGGGGUUACCGCGAAGAAUGGCACGAUGUCGGUCUUUUCCAUUGGGAAGGGGACAGAGCGCGUGGCGGUGUUUGACACCGCCCCCCAGAGCAAACCCGUCAGUUGCGCGACCUUGUACGAGGACCAGCUGUUUUUCGUGUACGGCAGCACGCUCGACGCCUACUCACGGAAGGGCAGACGUUUCUUCUCCUUUGACACCAACGUGACGGAGGUCAUUCACACACUCUUUGUCUCCACCCCAUUCAUCAUUUGCUGCGGCAGUUUUAUGGCGACCGGGUUUAGGGAGGCGAACGAACUCGGUUUCUACAUGGCACCAGAUCGCAUCAAUGCCAUGGUGUCAUGCGUUUCCGCCGCCGCGGUGAAUGUGGCGGAGCGCAGCUUUGACGACUACCGGUGUAUUCUUGGCUGCAACGACCGCACCAUUCGUAUGCUGCAGGGGCACAAAUCUAUAGAGGAGGUGCAUUGUGAGGCGUCUGUGACGUCUUUGGGCAUCAGCGAGGGAACUCGCAGGGUGUACUAUGGGACAGGUGCAGGGUCGCUGGGCUGUCUGGAGUUGAAGGACAGGGACACAUCCCUCUCACGCGUCUUUAGUUUAAUUCCCGAGGAACGCCAGGCUGCUGUCACUGCUUUGGCUGUGUACGACAUCAACCUGGACGAGAAAGAAGAGCUGCUGGUGGGUCACCAGGACGGCACGGUGCAGAUCUUCUACAUUCACGUCGAGGAGGGGAUUGAUCGUAGUUACCCCAUUUGCAUCUGGUCGGGAAGUACGGAUGAGAGUGUUCUUUCCAUCGCCGCCGGCUUCAUUACACAUGCCUGCCGCCCAGACAUGCUGGUGCACUCUUUCAGUGGAACUGUUACUGCCUUUACACUACAGGUGAUGGAUCGCAUUGCACCGGAGGAGGCUGCGUCUGAUAACGCCGGACUGGAAAUCGCAGCUGCUCAAAUUAGCGAGGUAAGCAGGGACAUUGACGCCCUCAAGAAAUCAAUCGUGACCCAAACGCAGGAGCUGGCAAGGUGCAGUGGAGUGACAAAAAAUGGCACGCCAUUGCUGGCCGUCUCCUCCACCUUCAAGACCAAAGUGACGCUAUCGCAACAGAAAGACGACCCCGCACUACGACUUCUGGUGGAGGUAGACACCCCGCUGGACUGCGUGGUGCUCCAGAGUGAGGUUCAGCUGCAUUUUUUAGACAAGGAUUCUGCAGAGGUCAUUGUACAAGAGGCAAUACCACGAAACAACCCCUCCAUGAAAUCACUCGCCAUUGUGCGACCCUUGGAGACACGAAGGUACAGCUGCUCUGUUACCUUCUGGGUGGAGGAUGGUCACUGGGGGAUGGUGAGCGUAACCGCACUGGCAGUCCCCGCCCCCCGCACUGCACAGGUGAAGAUGGUGCAGCUGCGGCCAUUACCUCUGUACGAGCGUGUAGGCAAAGUCGAUGAAGUGAUGACAGGAGAAGAAGGUCCCGCCGCGCUUUCUACGAUGGAGGUGCAGGGAAAAUUUAGCGCCAGAGACAUGCAUAGUUGGAUAUUUAAAUUGCUGCCUGGAACCCCCGAGAUUUAUCAAGAGAAAAUGUCAUCAUUGAGCUACGAGGACACAUUUUUUCACCACAAACUAGGGGUCAAAUACGGAGACAGGUACGCGUUGUUCACUACCGGCUCCUUGCAGACCUUGGCUGUCACAAAACGGUUUAUUAGUUACUGCGCCUCCGAGCGCUCGAUCGAGGUGGAUUUCACUGUGAACGUUCAUGGCAAGGCGGUACGGUUUAACCUCUCCCGCAUUGUGCCAUGCAUUACGGCGUGCAACACGGGAUUGCAAAGUCUCCGCCUCCUGGAAGCCCUUCAGGAGCUGCAGGGGGACCAGCAAACGGCUGUGACGUGCUUCCCCAAGGAACAUCAGCAGUUACUCGAGAAGGCGGACGCGGUGAAAAAGGCGCAUCCGCAGGCCGUUUUCACAAUGGGUUACCUGCAGAGCUCACUGCUCUCUCUCUACGGCAGCGUGGUUGAAUUUGUGCCGACCACGCCCAAGAUGAGUUCUGCUACGAAGGAGGCCUUGCUGGCUGCCGCCUGCCACGGCACUGCCUCGGAAAUAACGUCGGAGCUAGAGCGGCUCUUUCUGUGUGAUGAUGAGAGCGUAGCGCAGUGA